AUGGCUACAUUAAGAGUGCUGCGACAGAACGGAAGAUCCAAUCCAGCGCCUAUAAUGAUAUCUUCUAAGAAAUCAGUUGCAAUUGUGAGUACCUUGAUUAUAUGUUUUGGUGCCGUAGCAUAUUUUCAUUCGUUCCAUACUACUAGUACAGAAACAACUCGUAGCACGAUCGGCAAACUCAACGGUAAAGGAGAUGAAAGUAAUAUAGAAAGAGACGAUAAAGAUGAGAAUGAAGAUGAUCUAUUCUGCGCAGUAUUUAAUCCUUUAAGUGGAACGUAUAUCGAUUUAUCUCAAUUGUCAUCUACUCCCAACAAACCAUUAGUGGACGACGGGAAAAAGGGAAGUAAUACGGGAAGCACAAAAAAUCCACCUAAAUCGAGAUGGAUGAUAAGAGGAUGGGACUAUGAUACAAAUUUCACGUUAGGCAUCUGCUCCAGUCCUGUUACUGCACAAGAGGAGCCCCAGUUAGAUAAUCACACCGGUGGAUUCUACACAGAUCCCAAGGACGAAAGCAAGUUGGUUUCAAUUGGUGAUUUUGCAACCAAACCAAAGGUGAGCGGAAACAGGAAACUUACUUUGCAGUAUCAUAACGGCUCUAUGUGUCCGAACAAAGUAGACAGGAAAUCUACGCUUCUUUACUUUGUCUGUGACAAGGAAAUAUCUGCAAAGGCUCAGAUGACAUAUAUUGGCAACCUGCACGAAUGUUCAUAUUUUUUCGAGGUAAGAAGCAUAUACGCAUGCCCCACAACCAACAAGAGCAAAGAGGUCAACGUUCUGGGAAUUUUCGUGGGAAUAUUUGCGGUGUUCUUCAUUGUGGAAUACGGGGGCAGAAGAUGGCUCUACGGCAAAAUGAAAACCCAUUUCAAUUCCUCGGGUCUCGCAUCGUCCUCUUCGGGAUUAUCCUCAUUGUCGCCAUCUCAAGGCCUAAAUUUGUCCAACGAGAGAAGUUUCCGUCCGCGCUGGGAGUACAUUGAACGUGAACCCAAAUGGAAAUCCAUCUUCAAGACCCUAGGAAAUCUGCUCACAACAGGAUUGCGAGCUCCAAGGAAAUAUGUUAAACCAACAUUAGGUGCUGGUGGUCCAAUACGGCUCAGCUCCCAGAGCACUAGAGGCCAUGACUCAUUUUUACAAGACAUGGAACAGCAAAACAAUAUUCUAGAUAGUUUAGAGGUAGCUACCAGUGAUAGCAACAGCACAAUUGAUUCGACAACAAGAAGACUAGAUUGA
Molecule: messenger RNA, 1227 nt
Organism: Zygotorulaspora mrakii
Lineage: Eukaryota; Fungi; Ascomycota; Saccharomycetes; Saccharomycetales; Saccharomycetaceae
Gene: MRL1
Product: Mrl1p
Exons: 1
Coding region: 1-1227 (408 amino acids)
Biological process (GO): vacuolar transport
Source: RefSeq, a predicted model, not a curated record